AUGUGCUCUGCUGGUAACAGCGCAUCGGCCCUAGGCCGAGGAUCUCUUGCACCGUCUACCGUUACCGGUAAUUACAAGAUCGUUCUUCCUCGUUUGCCAUCGGGAAACACCGUUCUCAACUCAGUGUUCCUACACGCGGACCUCGCUGGUCGGCCGUACCGCGCCCCGGAUUUUCGUGAUGCCCUGCUCUCGGUGCUCGAUACCAAGGACAUUCUCGGAGCAGGCCAGUAUCAGAUGAGCCAUCUGUGGCUCGUCACCUGCGCCAACAGCCUUUCCAAGCAGAAGCUCGUCGAUAAAGGUGAGCUACUAGUCAAAGGACUCAAGUGCCUUGUCAUCGACCCAGAAAGCCGGAACAUCAAAAUGAAGCUUCUGUGGCUUCCUCCUCACCUAGAACAGAAGCGUAUCGUUGAAGCGUUGGAACCAUAUGGCAUGGUGCAAUCCAUAACCAGAGAAAUGUGGCGUUGCGAAGGCAUGGAGAGUUGGCAGAUGACGAAUCGUGAUGUAGAAUUCACGCUCAAAGAAGGCCUCUCUACCAGUUCCCUCCCUCAUCUUCUGACGAUCUUGGGACAUCAAUGCUUACUUUUGAUUCCCGGACGACCUCCCUUGUGCCUUCGAUGCAACAGAGUAGGGCACAUAAGAAGACAGUGCAAAACACCACGCUGCGCGAAAUGCCACCGUUAUGGUCAUAACGCAGAGGCAUGCGUUGGCACGUAUGCUGACAAGCUUCGUGGCAGUAAACCGGUGGACGAUGACACCAUCGUUAACCACCUCAUGGAUGUAAGUGAGGUCGUAGAUGCCUCUGGCGAAGCGCCUGCUGAAGACCACCGGGCUGAAGAAGUGCAAAUAUCGACAGCUGCGGACACAGCUACAGCGAAGGUUACUGAAGAACAAACAGUGACUAACCGUGAAAAGGACCCUUGUGCAACGUGGGCCGAAUCACAACCCUUUCGGGACCAGCUUCAUCCUGCCGAGGAUACUGAAAUGACUGAGACAUCAAAGAAGCGUCCAGCGCCGGCAGAUGAUUUGGAGUGCUCUGGGAAAGAGCCAAAGGUCGCCGCGGCUAAGGCGAAGAAACCCCUUCAUGGAGUCCCUAGGGAGCUCCCGGAGACGCUCUCGAUCCAGAGGGCGCUCUUGUUCCAGAACCAGGACCAGAUCCCGCUCCAGGGGUCGCUCCGGAUCCCAGCGCCGAGGCAGUCAAGUCCGGUUGAAGUCCUGCUCGAGGUCCUGCUCCAGGGAUCGCCGACCUGA
Dermacentor silvarum is the source of this 1248-nucleotide messenger RNA. RefSeq lists its product as uncharacterized. The transcript has 2 exons. Lineage: Eukaryota; Metazoa; Arthropoda; Arachnida; Ixodida; Ixodidae. The record is from RefSeq and is a predicted model, not a curated record. Bases 1 to 1248 code for a protein of 415 amino acids. Gene Ontology annotation, molecular function: nucleic acid binding; zinc ion binding.